AUGGUCAAAGAGCGCAUCCUGCACCAAUAUGGCAUCACGACAGAAAUGCAACGCCAGUGCUUCAGGCAGUUCCGAUACCAGGAAGCCAAAGGCCCCCAAGAAACCUGCCAAAUUCUCCAGGCCCUUGCACAGCGCUGGUUGAAGCCAGAAAGGCACACCAAAGAACAGAUUUUGGAGUUACUAAUUCUGGAGCAGUUUCUAACCAUCCUGCCCCCAGAAAUGCAAGACUGGGUCCAAGGAUGCUGUCCAGAGACUUGUGCUCAGACUGUGGAUCUCAUUGAAAGUUUCCAGCUGGGAAAUGAGCCACCAGUGCCAUUCAAAGACAUUGAUGUGACGUUCUCCAGUGAAGAGCAGGCCUUGCUAACUGAAGAGCAACGAGCACUGUACGAUGAUGUCAUGAUGGAGAACUUUCAGAAUGUGUCCACUCUGGGAAUUCCACUGGAGAAACCCGAGAUAAUCACCCGGAUACAGCAAGGGGGAGAACUGUAUUUUCAGAAUAAUACCAUAAAUUCUCCAAAAGAUCGAUUCAUAGGUGCUAGGCCAUCACAGCUAAAGAAGCCAACUGCAUCAGUAGGGGAGCACCCCAAACAGAAGAAGAAAUCUGAGGUUCUGAAUGAGCCACCCAUGCUGAACAAGGAAACCCAGUUGUGUGAAAAGAUUGUCCAGGAGAAAGAGCAUCAGCUGGCAUUUCUGGAAGUAAAAGUCCACGAAGCCCCUCUCCCGGUCACCACGUGGAAUCCUCCUUUCAGUGCCACUGUGGUCUCCGAUCUCACGUGCCCAGAUUGCGGACGGUCCUUCAAGCAGAGGUUUGACCUGCGCCAACACCGAUAUGUCCAUACCCGGGAGAAGCCAUAUGCCUGCACAUUGUGUGAAAAGUGUUUCAGGUGUUAG
This is a messenger RNA of Protobothrops mucrosquamatus (brown spotted pit viper), 891 nucleotides long. Its product is annotated as zinc finger and SCAN domain-containing protein 29-like. Bases 1 to 891 code for a protein of 296 amino acids. The transcript has 4 exons. Gene Ontology annotation, biological process: regulation of DNA-templated transcription. NCBI's taxonomy places the organism in Eukaryota, Metazoa, Chordata, Lepidosauria, Squamata, Viperidae. The record is from RefSeq and is a predicted model, not a curated record.